CAAACAGACUCUGGAUCGUGAAGCUGUGGCCCUGUUGUCAUCGGAUAAAUGGAAAACAUUCACCACUAAACUCUCAGCUAGUUUUGGUGAUAUUUUAGAACUUGUCCAUGAAGCUGCUAAUAGUGGUAUUGCCAUUAUUGCCACAGAUGACAUCAUUUCUGCCGUAACACGGGAAGUUGAUCAAUUCAUUUUUGAUAAUGCCACGUACACACAGUCAGUCAAAUUUCCAUCAGGUAUCCAUCGCUUUUUGCAGCUAUACAGUGAGGGAGAGAUCAGUCAAAUAAUGUCUGAUUUGAAAAAGGUUCAAGCAGUCAUACAAUCUUCUGAUAGUGAUUUUAUUAUCAAUGCUACAAAGAGUGGAUUGGAUUCAGUCACAAAAGCUUUAAAAGAAUUGGCCAGAAACAUUGAACAGAAAAAGUGCGUACACAAAAAAACAGGCAUUUGUAAACUCAUGCAGUCACUGAGAGGAAGUCAGUUCAUUGCUGGUUUGCAGUCCAGUGAAAGGUGCAUUAUUGAAACAGAAUUUGAUGAUGUUCAAACACCGAUUGCAAACAGCCACCACACAGUGGAAGCCGUUUUUGCAACUGAUAUUUCCAAUUUGAAAGUUCAGCAUGGUGUCCCAGAGCAUUAUCUUGGUAACAACUUGAAUAACAAGGACAUUCUUUCUAACGAUGAUCUCGAACAAGUGUCACUGCCACAAAACGCUGACUUUGCUUUUGAUGGUGAUGUCAUGAAUGUUGAUUUUGAUACUGUGAAAGAUGGCAGUAAACUACAGGCUGCUAAACAAUCAUCUUUUGCUAAAAGACCAGAUCGCAAAAACAGACAAUUUGAUAAACCAUCUAUGGCAACAGCUUGUUUUGGAGAUCCCAUUGCUGAAAAGUUCAACAUAGCUGCACAGCAUGGAAAGACUCCAAGGACUAUGGAAGAUUCUGCGAUUUCUCUGUACUAUUUUUCUGACAAAGUUACACACCUUAAUCGAUGUAUUGAAUGGAUCGAACGCUUCUGUGAAGAGGAAACGGUCACAAAGACACUUGAAGAUGUCUCACUGAAGAAUUUGAAUCCAUCACAGAUUGAAAAAGUGAAGUCUCUAGAGAAAGACUACCAAGUGAAAGUGACAUACCAACGAGACUGUGGACAACUUCACAUACAAGGACUGCUGCAGGACGUUUCUGAUGCCUCUGAUGUCGUACACAAAAUUCUCAGAGAAGUUGAUGGUUUUGAGCUGGAAUGUCAGAAAGCUGAAAUACUUUCCAAUCUUGUUCAGUGGUAUUUUAUUGACGUUGAUAAACAGGGAGAAGAAACACUAACAAAGUAUGACAAAGAUGUGAAUGGUACCAUAGAGAAGGCCUUUUAUGAUAAAUAUCCCAUUGUCACUCUGCAAGCUGGUGGGUUUAAAUACAUCAUUGAUUUCAGUACCAUGGAAGAGUAUCCUGCUGAUAAUAGACUUGACUCUGUCAAAGUUGUCCGCAACGAUCUCAUUAGAGGCACGAAAUCAAAGAUCAAACUGCUGGAUGUUGAAUCGGUUGAUUUCAAAGCAGUGCAAGUGCUAGUUGGAGAGCAGCUGGUAAAGAAAAGUCUUACAACAUCUGUCCUUCCGAGUGGUAAAAUUCAGCUAAAGUGUCAAGAUUCAUUUACUGAAGCUCAAGAAAUGCAAAACAUAGUGCAGGCACUUAUCAGGCAAAACGUGAAACUUGAAAGCAAAAUGUCAGACCAAGAGAUGGCCUUAGUUUUAAAAAAUCUACAAGAUUCUGCACCACAGGUUUAUUGUGCUUAUAUUCCAGAUCAACAAAUCAUUGCAAUUUUCGCUAAAGAUCAAAAUGGAAUUGAUGCUGCAAAACAAAAGAUUGUAGUAUACUUGAAACAGAUAAAAAGCCAAUCUGAAGCGACCAGAGUCCAGGCAGUUGUAAGGGAAGAGUUUCUUGAUGCAAAUGUAGUCAAGCUGGAAGUUGAUUCACAUCAUUUUGAAGCAGCCAAAAGACUAAAGAUUGUUGGAGAGAAGCAGCUGCAGAAAAGUAUUUCUGUGAAUCAACUUAAAUCUGGUAAAGUGCAGUUAAUAUUUAAAACAGCAGAUGAAGAACUACAAAACAGAAUUCAGGCACUUUUCAGAGAGGAUAUUUCCCUUGAAGGUGCGAACUCCGAUCAACAGAAAAUCACAUCAGUUAUCAAACAUGUACAGGAUUCUAUACCAGACAUUUAUUGUGCUCAUAUUCCAGAUCAACAGAUUGUUACUCUCUUUGGGGAAGAUUGUGAAAAAAUAGAUGCUGCAAGACGAAACAUUCUAGUAGGCCUGGGCCAAGUAAAGAUCGGAUAUCGAGGGCGCAGAACUUGCACUUCAUCCAGUAAAACAAUGGACUCUGUACAAAAAGCUAAAGUAAGGUCAGUCUUUAAAAACCAGACCAUGGCGGGUGCAGACACAACUGGAGUUCAGCCAUUCAUUAAAGGGAAACUGCUCGAUGUCAUGGUAUACAAGGGUGACAUCACUCGGCUAUCAGUGGAUGCUAUUGUAAAUGCUACUAAUGGUAGGUUAGCUCAUGGAGCAGGAGUAGCAAGAGCUAUAGCUGAUGCAGCUGGUGAUGAAUUACUCAAGGAAGGAAACAGGUAUAUUCAAGACCAUGGUGUAAUCAGUGUGUCUGGUGUUGCAGUUACCACAGCUGGGCGACUACCCUGCAAGAAGGUGCUUCAUGCUGUUGGACCAGCCAUGUUUGAUUAUAAGGACAAGACACAUUGUCUGGAAGAUCUCUGUAAGACCAUACUGAGAUGUCUGUGUGAGGCAAGAAACCUGAAUAUGACAUCUGUGGCUAUUCCUUCCAUCAGUUCAGGUAUAUUUGGAGUACCAAAGCCAUCUUGUGCUGAGGUGUAUGUGAGAGCUGUGAAGUCCUUUGACAUGGUGGUCACUGGUGGCUCACUGAGACAAGUUCACUUUGUGGAUGUCAAUGACACCAUGCUGCAUCUUAUCCAACAAGAGUUUGUAAAUGAAUGGAACAAAAAGCUGGACUAUCGUUUCUGAAGUCUUGACAGUAAAUUCAUCAAACAGUGUCUUUAAGGAUACAACAAUAGCUAUGCACAAUUAGUGAAGCAAUUUUUUAAAUAAUUAAUAAUGCUAUUAUGUCUUUAAAAUUAUCAUAUUCAUAAAUAACGUACGUCUUGCCAAUAAAGGACUUAUUAUGUUUUCAAAGUGACAAAAAUAGCAGCCAAAACUGAUCUGUAGAACCAAUAUGACAUGGCUCAACUGCUCUUUACAAAAUACUUAGAAUUAUCCUUUUUUUAUUGGUAGUACCACUUGAUUGGUUACGGAUAAACAAAUACCUGUCAUGUUUUAAAUACAUAUGUACUAGUAAUUGGGCACAAAUAAGCUCAGUUCACCAAGUUAUUAAAAGCAGUGAGAACUCGAAGUAGCUCUAAUAUUUUCAGUCAAAUAUUUUAUCUUUUAUUUUUUAUUGGUCUGGUCAUCGCGUGGUGUAUAGGUACAUAGUAGUUUCCACUGUACACCUAUUGAUAACCAGUUUAUGUGUAAAUAAUAAAUGUCUUGCUAAUUGGCUGUUUGUUAGAAAAUUGUAACAAAAAUUUGCAGGUACACUUUACACUGUAAGUAUUGUGCAAGGUGCACGUUGUUAAGGACUGUCAAAAGAAACUGGGUAAAUGGUGUUGUAUAUUUUAUGAAGCAAAACUACCCAUUUUGGAAACUCAUAGCAGCUGCUUGACAUUCAAGAACGCUGUAAUAUUCUGAUUGGUUGAAGUAACCCAAUUUAGAAAUAAUAUAAAUAAUUGUGUGUGUGUGUGUGUGUGUGUGUGUGUGUGUGUGUGUGUUGAUGUAUGAAUAUCUGUAUAUUGUAUGUCGAGGUUGACUGUUACAUACACAGAUAUUAAAGCACUGGCACAGGGGAUAAUUAAAUCCUUUCUGACCUCACAAAUUGUCCCAUGCCGUUGCUGGGAUUCGAACCUGUGACACCAAAUUGCCAGCAAAUUGCAGACUAACAUUCUGAACUAUCGAGGCAUCAUUUGCGUCAAAAGUCCGGAAUAGCAGAGUUUUGUUCCUAAUAAAUUAACAGUAGCUGGAUGGGACUUUCAAAAGUGUGCUGGUUUACACAGAAAUCAGGUUUUAGACAGAUGCCGGUUUGGACAGAGUCCACUGUAUAUAGAUAUAUAUACAGUCAAACUUUGAUAACUUCGAUAACUUGAUCUUGAAAGGGAUGAGGAAAUAGUUCAAGUUUCAGGGAGUUCGACUUUUCUAACUUAAUAUAUAAGAGUUCAAAUUUUAAACAGGAAGUAAAUGAUAUAAUGAACGUAGAUGUAUUUUGCGGAUGUCAAAACAUGGCGGAACAUAACUAAUAAGUAAAACACUGAAUGCCGAAUAACACAGUACAUUUGUUUUUCACAAAAUUAUUUUAAAUUAUCUUAAUUAUUUUAAAUAAGAAAAACCAUUAAAAAGCACCAAUGCAAAUCAGGAACUAACAUUUAUUAAAAAAGAAAGAAACAGUGCUAAUAAUUAUUACAAGUGCUCUUUGAAGUUAACCAGACUUGUGUCCUAAUAUUUUAUCAUAUAAUGAAUUGUUCAACAGUAAAAGUAUAUUUGUUUUAAAGAAAUUAUGUGAGUAAAAACUAUAUGCGAGUGAUCUACCACACGUGCACUUUUCAUUUUUAUGAAUAUAUAUAUAUAUUUCAUUCUUCUCUACACUGUAAGCUUAAUUACGGUUUAUGAGAAUAAGGUCAUUGUCAUUGUAAUUAUGUAUUAGGUAGCGAAGCUCUCUACCAUGUAUGAUCAAUCUAUAGAUACAGAUAUAUAUAUACAGAUAGAUGCACACACAUACAUAUACAUAUAUGUUUACAAAAACAUGUUGUAUUCAGCUUGAGAUUAUAUGAUAAAGAGAGGAAAUAAUCUCUUUAUCAUAU
Messenger RNA from Gigantopelta aegis, 4890 nucleotides. RefSeq lists its product as uncharacterized. NCBI's taxonomy places the organism in Eukaryota, Metazoa, Mollusca, Gastropoda, Neomphalida, Peltospiridae. The coding region runs from base 284 to 3007 and encodes 907 amino acids. The record is from RefSeq and is a predicted model, not a curated record. The transcript has 7 exons. Gene Ontology annotation, biological process: negative regulation of gene expression. Gene Ontology annotation, cellular component: cytoplasm; nucleus. Gene Ontology annotation, molecular function: transcription corepressor activity.